UCUUCUUUUCUUUUUCUUUCUCCAUUGUUGUUCUGAAGCAUCCUUCUCAUUCUUCCUCACCUCUUUCGUCUCUCAAAUGUCCAUUAUUAACCACCCUCACUGUCCCUCCAUGUUCCUCUUCACAAACAAUACUUCUCACAACUUCAACCUUAACCGAGACGAAGAAGAAGAAGAAGCAGAGGAAGAAGAUGAAAGGGAACCCAUGUUUGAAAAACUCUUAACUCCCAGUGAUGUUGGCAAGCUGAACAGGCUUGUUAUCCCCAAACAACAUGCCGAGAAACACUUUCCGCUCGGCGGUGACUCGGCUGAUAACAAAGGGCUGUUGCUGAGCUUCGAGGACGAGUCAGGCAAGUGCUGGCGUUUCCGUUACUCGUACUGGAACAGCAGCCAAAGCUACGUGUUGACCAAAGGGUGGAGCAGAUACGUCAAAGAGAAGCAACUAGGUACUGGUGAUAUUAUUUCAUUCCAAAGACACCGCACCGAUGGUGAUAGGUUGUUUAUAGGCUGGAGGAGGCGCGGUGCAGCGGUGGUGGUUGUAGCGGCAGCUACGAACGAGAGGAACGCCGUGAUGGACGAUAAUAGCGGUGGUAUUAGGGGAUUGGAUCAAGGGCAUCCUUGUCUCGGGCACAUUCAAGUCCUUGGGGCUAAUCUGCCACUGCCAAACCAACCUGACUGUUUCCAUGCAGGAACUAUUGUUGAAAACCGAAAGCAAGGUGGAACAGGCGGGAAGCCAAAGAAACCGGUGCGGCUAUUUGGGGUGAACCUAGAGUGCCACCAGGUGGAAGAGUCCCCACCAUCAACGCCUGCUGGCUCGAUGGUGUGGAGCCAGGGUCCAACCACCCAUGGUUCAUAUAUACUUAAUCCGCUUUUAUAA
Hibiscus syriacus is the source of this 874-nucleotide messenger RNA. Its product is annotated as B3 domain-containing protein At3g11580-like. Gene Ontology annotation, molecular function: DNA-binding transcription factor activity; DNA binding. The coding region runs from base 77 to 874 and encodes 265 amino acids. The transcript has 2 exons. NCBI's taxonomy places the organism in Eukaryota, Viridiplantae, Streptophyta, Magnoliopsida, Malvales, Malvaceae. The record is from RefSeq and is a predicted model, not a curated record.